GCGGUGGAAUUCAACUUUUAUGGCUGUUGACAGAAUUCUUCAAAUUUGCAAAGAAGCAGGAGAAGGCGCACUUCGGAAUAUAUGCACCUCUCUUGAGGUUCCAAUGUUUAAUCCAGCAGAAAUGCUGUUCUUGACAGAGUGGGCCAACACAAUGCGUCCAGUUGCAAAAGUACUCGACAUCUUGCAAGCGGAAACGAAUACACAGCUGGGGUGGCUGCUGCCUAGUGUCCAUCAGUUAAGCUUGAAACUUCAGCGACUCCACCAUUCUCUCAGGUACUGUGACCCACUUGUGGAUGCCCUACAACAAGGAAUCCAAACACGAUUCAAGCAUAUGUUUGAAGAUCCUGAGAUCAUAGCAGCUGCCAUCCUUCUCCCUAAAUUUCGGACCUCUUGGACAAAUGAUGAAACCAUCAUAAAACGAGGCAUGGACUACAUCAGAGUGCAUCUGGAGCCUUUGGACCACAAGAAGGAAUUGGCCAACAGUUCAUCUGAUGAUGAAGAUUUUUUCGCUUCUUUGAAACCGACAACACAUGAAGCCAGCAAAGAGUUGGAUGGAUAUCUGGCCUGUGUUUCAGACACCAGGGAGUCUCUGCUCACGUUUCCUGCUAUUUGCAGCCUCUCUAUCAAGACUAAUACACCUCUUCCCGCAUCGGCUGCCUGUGAGAGGCUUUUCAGCACUGCAGGAUUGCUUUUCAGCCCCAAAAGAGCUAGGCUUGACACUAACAAUUUUGAGAAUCAGCUUCUACUGAAGUUAAAUCUGAGGUUUUACAACUUUGAGUAG
Molecule: messenger RNA, 781 nt
Organism: Carassius gibelio (silver crucian carp)
Lineage: Eukaryota; Metazoa; Chordata; Actinopteri; Cypriniformes; Cyprinidae
Exons: 3
Coding region: 20-781 (253 amino acids)
Source: RefSeq, a predicted model, not a curated record